Molecule: messenger RNA, 1751 nt
Organism: Eleginops maclovinus (Patagonian blennie)
Lineage: Eukaryota; Metazoa; Chordata; Actinopteri; Perciformes; Eleginopidae
Gene: scn2b
Product: sodium channel, voltage-gated, type II, beta
Exons: 6
Coding region: 151-804 (217 amino acids)
Cellular component (GO): plasma membrane
Source: RefSeq, a predicted model, not a curated record
GCUACAGACACUGCCAGCCAUGUCCUGCCUGUAAAAACCACAACAAAAAUACAGUGUUUAGCAUUUUAACGCAAGAGCUGAAUUCCCGCUGUGUUUUCCGUAUACGUUUUUUUUGCCAGAGGUAAAGGCUCCGUUUUUUUUCUCCGGAAGAUGUGCUCCCCCGUACCGGAGAGGUCUGCUGCUCAGCUGCUGAGCGCGGCGCUGCUGCUGCUCUGGCUCUCCGGUUGUUCCAGCAUGGACGUCCUCAUGCCCGGUAGCAUCAACGCACUGAACGGAACGACAGUGAAAAUCCCCUGCACGUUCACGUCCUGCUAUAAGAUGGAUGUUAGCAGGUUUCUCAUGAACUGGACCUACCAAGAAACACUAAAUGAUACAGAAGAGAUGUUCAUGACAUUCAACAAGAAGAAGGGGAUGGUGCCUCUGCGUUCGUACCGGUUUGGAGACAGGGUCAUGUUUGCGGGGAACCUGGAUAAGAACGACCUAUCAAUCACCCUGUCAGAAGUGCAGAUCGAGGAUGAGGGGCUUUACAACUGCUACGUGAGAAACCCCCCCGACCGCAUCCAGGGACACGGCACCAUACGUCUCAAUGUUGUUACCGAACUUCCUCCUCCGAGAGAUUCCACCAUCGCAGUGGCGAUCGGGGCGUCGGUGGGCGGAGCCUUAGCGCUACUGAUCCUAUCCAUGGUGGUGGUGAAAUGUCUCCGUCGACACCGGAAACAGGAACUGAUUUCAGAGGAGAAGAUGGAGGAGGAGGGAAAACUGGAUGCUGAAGGUGUUGCGGAGGAGGGAACGAAACAACCAUAGCGGGGUCCCCUGAUUGGAGCCCUCACCCCAACACCCCCUCAGACAUCUCCCUGAGGAUCUAUAGUUUCCAACAGCUCAAAUCAUCUUCCAACGACACUUUGUCAUGAUCCUUGUUUCGUAUCUGUCAUGUCCUUGUGUUGUGUGUUUUAUUUUGAAAUGUUUUCCCCACUUCUGUCAUGCUAAGCUUCACUCCUGUCUGCGUUUCCCUCCUGUGCCUGACUGUGUCAUUGUGCUCACCUGUUGCUCCUGUGUUUCUCCUCCCCCCAUGUGCAUUUAGUCCCUGUUUCCCUUUUGUCUGUUGUUCGGUCGUCGUCAUUUCUUCCCUGAUCUUGUCCAUGUUACCUGCCUGUUCCUGUCGCCCUUCAUGUCUGGAGCUAAGUGUUUUUCAUGUCCUGUGUUCCCCUUGAUUCGUGUUGUCGUCAACAGCUUUUGAAUAAAGCUCGCUUUUGUUUUUGACCCUUACCUGCUUCCCCUGGAUUUACUGCACUUGGGUCCUGUUUCCCCAACCCUGACAGAACGACCAAACCCAAAAAUGGACCCAGCAGUACUUUUUGAGGAUGCUCCUGUGGAUUUUUCCUACAACAUUUUAUGUAUUUAUGGAGAGUGGAGGAGAGCAGGUUCUAAAGAAGCUCAGGAUGAAGCUCUUCUUCAUGCACGCCGGGAAUUGGCAGCCAAGCCAUGGUUCGAGAACUCACUGCCGGACUAUUUAAGGACCUUUGUCAAUCCUUUCCUUAAACCUCGUGUCACAGCCAUGACGCUUCCUGCAGCCAAGCCUCCUACAGCCAAGCCUCCUGCAGCCAAGCCUCCUGCACCCACGCUUCCCGCUGAAGUUUUGGCCCUAGCAGCCAUGUUUCCAGGCCAAGCCCUGGCCGGCAUGCUCCCAGCUGCAGUCCGGCCGACUCCAGCCCCGCUUGUCCUGUCUGUAGCCCGGCCGACACCAGCCCCUG